UUCAUUCAAAGCGUACAUUUGCCGCUAGUCUGAAAACGAUGUCUGCAAUGGAGGUCCCAGGACCAGAAAGCGAUUGGAGAAGCCCUGCAUUCCGACAGAAAGUUGUUGCACAAAUUGAAGAGGCGAUGAGAAAGGCUGGGACUGCACACACGAAGUCCAGCAAUGAAAUGGAGAACCAUGUUUACGUCAAAGCCAAAUCUAGAGAAGAAUACUUGUCCCUGGUAGCAAGGUUGAUCAUUCACUUCAGAGACAUUCAUAAAAAGGCACAAGGAGGUCUGGAUCCCAUGAAUGCCCUGACAAAUCUCACUGGUGUUCCAGGGGUUCCAGGGGGCAUUGUCAUGGGGCCUAGGCCACCUGGUGCGCCCAUGGGUGGCAUGGGGACCAUGGGGCAGAUGCAAAUGGGUCAGCAUGCAAUGGCAGGUGUGGCUGGAAAUCCUCAAGCGAUAGGAGGUCCAGGGCAGAUGCAGAUGCAGCAGAUUGCCCAGCAGCAGCAGUCCAUUCAGUUCCAGCAGUUCCAGGCACAGCAGCAACAGACAGCCAUGCAACAACAGCAACAGACGGCCAUGCAGCAGCAGCAGCAGCAGCAGCAGACAGCAAUGCAACAACAGACAGCCAUACAGCAGCAGCAGUUUCAGGUCCAGCAGCAGCUGAAGCUGCAACAGUUACAGCAGCAACACCAUCAGAACCAACAGCUCCAACAGCAGCACCAAAACCAGCAGCAGCAGCAGGCCCAAAACCAGCAACAACAGAACCAGAUGCACCCAUCAAGGCUCCAGCAACAACAGCAGAUAGUUCAGUUACAACUCCAACAGCAGCAUGCACAGGCCCAAGCACAGGCCCAAGCACAAGCCCAGGCGCAGGCCCAAGCACAAGCCCAGGCGCAGUCCAUCCAGCACAUGGUCCAGCAGCAGCAGCAACAACAACAGCAACAGGUUCAGGCCCAGUCUCAGCCCCAGGCGGCCCAGCUACCCCCCCACUCCCAGCAGCAGCAGGGCAUGGUGCCCCAGUCUCUGGCUGGGCAGAUGACCCCCACACAGCACGUGCCCAUCAGCUCGCUCAGUCAGCAGCAGCAACAGCUCAAGAUCCAAGCCUUGCAGGCUAGAGCGAUGCAACAGCAGCAGCAGCAGCAGCAGGCAGCGCAGCAAGCCCAACAGGCUGCGGCUCAGGCCCAGCUAGCUGCAGCAGUACCUGGACAGAUGAUGAUGCCCCGCCCUGGGAUGCAAAUUCCACCCCGGUUGCCCCGCGCUGCCCCGAACCCUGCCAUACCUCCAAACUCUGCUGCCAUGGGAGGACAGCAAAUGCCACAGGUUCAGCAGCACCAGAUGAUGUCAUCGCCCUCGCCGGUACAAGUGCAGACCCCCCAGUCCAUGCCCCCCCCUCCCCAGCCACAGCCAUCCCCACAGCCCCCAUCCUCCCAGCCCAACUCAGUCAGCAGUUCUGGUCCCACACCGUCGCCAGGUAGCUUCCAGCCUAGCCCGUCCCCCCAGCCCUCGCAUAGCCCAGCCACCGCACGCACCCCCCAGAACUAUAGCGUCCCCUCCCCAGGACCCCUCAACACCCCAGGGAACCCCAGUUCAGUGAUGAGUCCAUCCGGGGCCAAUCAGCUGGAGGACCAGCAGUACAUGGAGAAACUCAAACAGCUCUCCAAAUACAUCGAGCCACUGCGCAGGAUGAUCAACAAGAUAGACAAAAACGAAGAUAGGAAAAAGGACCUGAGUAAGAUGAAGAGCCUGCUGAACAUUCUCACUGACCCCAACACAAGGUGCCCUCUCAGAACCUUACAGAAGUGUGAGAUAGCACUGGAGAAACUGAAGAAUGAUAUGGCUGUGCCGACGCCACCCCCUCCACCUGUGCCCUGCACCAAGCAGCAGUACCUGUGCCAGCCACUCUUGGAUGCCGUCAUGGCAAACAUCCGCUCGCCUGUCUUCAACCAUUCCCUGUACCGUACCUUCGCCCCAGCCAUGACAGCCAUCCACGGGCCGCCCAUCACGGGCCCCAUCAUCGCGGCCCGGAAGAGGAAACACGAGGAGGAUGAACGUCAAACCAUCCCCAACAUCCUGCAGGGAGAGGUGGCCCGUCUUAAUGCCAAGUUCCUGGUCAACCUGGACCCCUCGUUCUGCAGUAACAACGGCACUGUGCACCUCAUCUGUAAACUAGAUGACAAGAACCUGCCAAGUGUGCCUCCUCUCCAGCUCAGCAUCCCUGCAGACUACCCAGACCAGAGCCCUCAGUGGGCAGACGACGGGCAAGUGUAUGGUGCCAACCCCUUCCUACAAAACGUUCACAGAAACAUGACCUCCAAGCUCCUACAGCUCCCAGACAAGCACUCAGUGACUGCACUGCUCAAUACUUGGGCCCAGAGUGUCAGACAAGCCUGUCUUUCUGCAGCAUAGACAAGAGGCUCACCUCACCUGUCCAUCAAACCUCUGCUGGAUACAACACAAUUUAUCACCAAGAUUGCAAACUGGAAGGAGUGGGCUACCUCUCCUUGGAGCACCAGCU
This is a messenger RNA of Coregonus clupeaformis (lake whitefish), 2502 nucleotides long. Its product is annotated as mediator of RNA polymerase II transcription subunit 15. Lineage: Eukaryota; Metazoa; Chordata; Actinopteri; Salmoniformes; Salmonidae. Gene Ontology annotation, biological process: regulation of DNA-templated transcription. The record is from RefSeq and is a predicted model, not a curated record. The coding region runs from base 39 to 2393 and encodes 784 amino acids. The transcript has 18 exons. Gene Ontology annotation, molecular function: transcription coregulator activity.